AAGUUGAACAGAAAGCUGGCUGCUUGCCCAGCUCCCCAUCCUCCCGCCACAGAUAAAACAUGCUUCAGGCCAAGCAGCCCACACCACCAUGUCCAGUUUCAUGGGAGAGCUCUAUCUCUAUCAAGUACUGCUAAGCUUGGUGUGGUGACCUUGUGCUUGGAACACGGAUGUCAUCUUACGGAGCGUAUCUUUAGUUCUUUUUGUAAAUCAGCAAGAAGCCACCCACUGCCCCCAGCAGCAAGGACUCCCUCCUGCCAAUCCUGCUAGGCCGCCUUUGGGACAGUCUCACCCUCAGUCACCGUGUCCCGGAGCUGGAACUCAGACCAUCUAGCCGAGAUGCCUUCUAUGGGUCUGGUGAUGGAGAACGGCCAGGUGCUCCCGGCCUUCCUGCUCUGUAGCACACUGCUGGUCAUCAAGAUGUACGUGGUGGCUGUCAUCACAGGCUACACCAGGCUUCGGAAGAAGGCUUUUGCCAACCCCGAGGACGCCCUGAAACAUGGAGGCCUCCAGUACUACAGGAGUGAUCCAGAUGUGGAGCGCUGCCUCAGAGCCCACCGCAAUGACAUGGAGACUAUCUACCCCUUCCUCUUCCUGGGCUUCGUCUACUCCUUCCUGGGACCUGAGCCUUUGGUCGCCUGGAUACAUUUCCUUGUUGUCUUCGCAGGCCGUGUGGUGCACACGGUAGCCUACCUGGGCAAGUUGAACCCACGAGUCCGCUCUGGAGCCUAUGUCCUGGCCCAGUUUGCCUGUGUCUCCAUGGCUCUGCAGAUCCUCUGGAAAGUGACCCAUCAUCUGUGACCCAGUGGCCAAAGCCUCGUCGGCCAUCACACCGUGGACAGAAGCCACCAAGUUCAGCCAUCACACCGUGGACAGAAGCCACCAAGUUCAGCCAUCACACCGUGGACAGAAGCCACCAAGUUCAGCCAUCACACCGUGGACAGAAGCCACCAAGGCUGAACCUGGGGACUUGGUGUCCCUUCUAGAACAGGGAUGGGCUCUAGUCCUGGGUGUGUGUUUCUUAGCCUCUUGGGAUCUGGAUGAAGUGCCCAAUUAGAACCACUUACAGAUGAGUUGUCAAGAUUGACAGAGCAUCCUUGACCUCACAAAAGCCUUAAACACCACUCACACUCCCUCUUGCCCCUUAAAACUGAAAGGACAGCCAGGCGGUACACACCUUUGAUCCCAGCACUCAGGAGGCAGAGGUGGGUGGAUCUCUGUGAGUUCGAGACCAGCCUGGUCUACAACAGCUAGUUCCAGGAUGGCCUCCAAAGCCACAGAGAAAAACCCUGUCUCAAACAAACAAGAACCAAUCAAGCAACCAACUGAAAGGACAGGGGGUUCUCCAACAUAGCAUUCCAUCCAGGGCUAAAGGUGAAGGCUUCUGGGCCAGCCCAAGGAGAGACACCAGGAAAUCUUCACAAAAGGCCCGGUGAUGGCCAGCUCCCUCAGGCAUUGGAGUUAGGGGACUUGCUGCACAUCCCUGUUGCCACCCUCCUGUCCUUUGUUCCAAGUGCCUUAGUUAGUACAGGCUCAGUAAUGGGAGUUGCUCUCAGUGAGCUCUGCCUGCCUGGUCAAGGUCCUAGCUCCCCAAAGACCAUCAGUCAGGGUGGGCUUUGUCUGACCAACUACUGAAAGAGAGCUUUGGGCUUCUUCAGUGUCUGUGACGUUUGAAGAUACCAAAUGUCCAUCUGAGUGUGUGUGUGUGUGUGUGUGUGUGUGUGUGUGGAGUCUCCCUCCAGAGUCCUCCUGAAACCUGUUCAGGGUUAGUCAUUAAACAGCAAUGUAUGAUGACCUGUGAA
Mesocricetus auratus (golden hamster) is the source of this 1799-nucleotide messenger RNA. RefSeq names its product prostaglandin E synthase (gene Ptges). Lineage: Eukaryota; Metazoa; Chordata; Mammalia; Rodentia; Cricetidae. Gene Ontology annotation, biological process: prostaglandin biosynthetic process. The transcript has 4 exons. Gene Ontology annotation, cellular component: membrane. Gene Ontology annotation, molecular function: prostaglandin-E synthase activity. The record is from RefSeq and is a predicted model, not a curated record. The coding region runs from base 337 to 798 and encodes 153 amino acids.